CAUUGCUUGGAUUUUGAAUUGCUACAUUCCCAAAUUAUCACAUCUGCUUAUAAAUUCAGCACAUAAGUUCUAAAUAAAAUGUGUGCUUGUAUUUGAGAGACAGAGAUGAAAGGAACACAUUGGAGGCUUAUUCUCAUUCUCAUAUUCCAACUUCAUCUUCAGGCAGCAUUAUGUGAUGCUGAGUUCAAUAAUGUCUGUAACUCUGUUCCAAAGCCGCAGCCGCCAGCAAGACAAUAUGAUUUCAUAUACUUUGUUCAACAGUGGCAAUUGUCUGUGUGUAACUUAAGGUCUUGCCUAAAACCAGCAAGGCAAGUUUUCAGCAUUCACGGUCUCUGGCCAGCUAGUUAUUCCAGGAAAACUCAAUGCAAUUGUGGUAGUGAGUUUGUUCCAAAAAAGAUUUCAGACCUCGUAGAUAAGUUGAACGUGGAAUGGCCAUCAAUGAUACACGAGGAUAAUACCUUGUACUGGAAAAAUGAGUGGGAAAGCCAUGGAAUAUGCUCCGAAGCUGUACUCCCUCAGCGUGCUUAUUUUGAUGCAGCACUAAAACUUAAGCAAAAAUAUAGCCUCGUGAAUAUCCUAGCACAGAAAGAUAUUUAUGCAAGUGGAAACGUCUACAGCAAAGGUAGCAUUACCGAUGCCAUUAAAACAGCUACGGGGCACAGUCCACAAAUACAGUGCAACUUAUACAAGGAAAUACCUCUGCUCACACAGAUUUUCCUGUGCUUAGACUACAAUGCAACUAAGAUCAUUGAGUGCCCCCCGAGCAAGAGAUGUCAGUAUGAGGAUUUAAUGAUUCCUUACUCUUUGUUUAAUACCUAGACAAAGGAAAAAAAAAUGCUGACAAAAGGGGAAGGGCUUUUCUUUUCCUAUCUGAAAAAAUUGGGAAGUUUUCCAAGGAAAACGUUAUCUUCUAUUUGUAACUAUGUUUGUAUGGUGAGAUAGAGGGAAAAGAAAAUGGAGUAGUUCACUCCAGGAAAUUUUCACUGCUGUAGUAUUUGGAUUAUGGGAACAUGAUCACUAUCAAAUAUUAGGCUAAGGCCUUCAAUUUCACA
Messenger RNA from Quercus robur (English oak), 1052 nucleotides. RefSeq names its product extracellular ribonuclease LE-like. Gene Ontology annotation, biological process: RNA catabolic process. Gene Ontology annotation, molecular function: RNA binding; ribonuclease T2 activity. Gene Ontology annotation, cellular component: extracellular region. The record is from RefSeq and is a predicted model, not a curated record. Lineage: Eukaryota; Viridiplantae; Streptophyta; Magnoliopsida; Fagales; Fagaceae. The coding region runs from base 106 to 819 and encodes 237 amino acids. The transcript is spliced from 5 exons.